Oncorhynchus mykiss (rainbow trout) is the source of this 2988-nucleotide messenger RNA. NCBI's taxonomy places the organism in Eukaryota, Metazoa, Chordata, Actinopteri, Salmoniformes, Salmonidae. The record is from RefSeq and is a predicted model, not a curated record.
GUUGAAGGAAAGGUAACAACAAGUGUAAGUUCAGGGGACCACGUCAGGUAGGAACAAGCAGCAAGUGUUUGGAUGUAUUAUUUUGAAGCAUGUGAUGCAAGUUUCUGAAUGAUUGAGGUACAGUACCUGUGUGGAGUUUGAAGAGAAGGAUGAUUGGGAGCACACACUUUUUUAACCUGUUUCUGAUGCUCAUGGACAACUUUUUCAUGAAGAACACAUGAAAACACACUUUGGCUGGUCCUGAAUCGUAAAUGACCCUCCACAGCUUUCUGGUCAUCUAAUCACGACUCCCCAACCUCCAUCCAGCUCGGCCCACCCUGUCUGUUAUCUCUGCAGACAUUAAAUUACACCUGCCUUCAUCUCAAAUACAGACCUCUGCGAGAACUCUUUUCCCUUUUGUAACAUUCACUACCAAGUCCAAGGAUCCAUUCUUCUCUUCUAUGUAUCUAACUCUGUGAGAUUUCAGUGCCUCGCUCGGUUUGAAUCCCUUAGCCAUCCCUAGUAGUUCCCAUUACUCUGAGCUCUCGGCAGCACCCACCCUCUCUUGCUCCUUACUGGUUGACUCCUUGGGUCCUGAGCCAGGAUGAAUGACGUCCAGGAUGCUACCUCUCCAGGGGCCGCUCUAGGUGGCCCUGUCGCCUGCGUCUCCAAAGUGGAACUGCGCGUCGCCUGCAAGGCCCUGCUGGACCGAGACACAUUGAACAAGUCUGACCCAUGUGUCAUACUCAUGGUGCAGAACCAGGGACAGUGGACAGAGCUUGACAGGACAGAGGUGAUCAAGAGCAACCUGCACCCGGUCUUUGCCAAGGUCUUCACCCUGGACUACUACUUUGAGGAAGUGCAGAAGCUGCGGUUCGAGGUCUACGACAUCCAUGGCACCCACAGUAUUGGCACCCGCGACGACGACUUCCUGGGCGGAGUGGAGUGUACGCUCGGCCAGAUUGUAGCCCAGAAGAAGAUGGUGAAGCCUUUAUUCCUAAAGUAUGCGAAGUACGCUGGGAAAUCCACCAUCACGGUACACGCUGAAGAAAUUUCUGGCAACAAUGGAUAUGUUGAACUGUUCUUCUGUGCCAAGAAACUGGAUGAUAAGGAUCUCUUCAGUAAGUCAGACCCCUUUUUGGAAAUAUAUCGAAUUAACGAUGAUGGGACGGAACAGCUCGUUCACAGAACUGAGGUAAUCAAAAACAACCUGAACCCCGUGUGGGAGCCCUUUAAAGUGUCUCUCAUCUCUCUGUGUAGCUGUGAUGAGGACAGGAAGCUCAAGUGCCUAGUCUGGGAUUCUGACUCCAGGGGAAAACACGACUUCAUCGGGGAGUUUUAUGCCACCUUCCGAGAAAUGCAGAAAAUUGGCGGUGGAAGCAAGGUCACAUGGGAUUGCAUGAAUCCAAAGUACAAACUGAAGAAAAAGAACUACAAGAACUCUGGGGUGGUCAUCCUCAGUGAUCUCAAGCUUCACAGAGUGUAUUCCUUCCUCGACUACAUCAUGGGAGGAUGCCAAAUCCACUUUACAGUGGCCAUUGACUUCACAGCCUCCAACGGAGACCCACGGAACAGCUGCUCCCUACACUACAUCAACCCGUACCAGCCCAAUGAGUAUCUGAAGGCUUUGAUAGCAGUGGGGGAGAUCUGUCAGGAUUAUGACAGUGACAAAAGAUUUUCCGCCUUGGGAUUUGGUGCCAGAAUUCCACCCAAUUAUGAGGUGUCCCAUGACUUUGCCAUCAAUUUCAACCCAGAGGACGAUGAAUGUGAAGAGAUUCAGGGGGUGGUGGAGGCCUACCAGAACUGCCUGCCUAAGAUCCAGCUGUAUGGUCCCACCAACGUCUCUCCCAUCAUCAGCAGGAUAGCCAAGCUGUCAGCAGGAGAGGAGACCAUCAAAGAUGCCUCACGUUACCACAUCCUGCUGAUCCUCACAGACGGCGUGGUGACAGACAUGGCAGACACACGCGAGGCCAUCGUGCGUGCCUCCUACCAGCCCCUGUCCAUCAUCAUCGUUGGCGUGGGCAAUGCAGACUUCACAGACAUGCAGAUCCUGGACGGGGAUGACGGGGUGCUGCGCUCACCCAAAGGAGAGCCCGUCCUCAGGGACAUUGUGCAGUUUGUGCCCUUCAGAGACUUCAAAACGGCCUCGCCUGCUGCCUUGGCCAAAUGUGUCCUUGCGGAGGUGCCCAACCAGGUGGUGGAGUACUACAGUCACAAGGCCAUCUGCCCCAUGCCGCCCAUCCCAUCAUGUGACUCUCCCACCUCCCUUGCCAACACCCCUACAGAAUCACUGCCAGCAGUGGGGACCACGGCCUGACCACAUCUCAGUCCAGAGAGAGAGAGGGUGCAGAUCGCUGCUCUGGACCAAGAACCAUGGUCAUUAAUAUUAGUGUUGUUGUCAUUCCUUUUUCAUUCGUACAGUGUUCACACACAGACUGGAACAGAAACCUUUGGAUUGUUUUCUCUCUCCGUUCGGAUCAUGUCCCUCUGCCUGGCUGUGCAUCCAUCUGCCUGUUCAGCAUGAUGCUGGAGGAUGCAUGCAGGUGAAUCCCUCCCAAAGUUGAUCAACUAUGGUCACAGGCUCUCUGUCCCCUUCUGCCCUGAUACUGGCAUCUUGGCCCUCAGCUGAUUUUUUUAUGACUUUCAAGGCUCUCCAAGGCUUCAGUCUGCUUCUCUUGUGUGUCCAUUUUGCUCUGCUGUGUCUCUCUGUCUUACUGCCCAUCACUGGUAUUGUCUGAAGAGCCUGUCAACUGAAGGAUUGAGGGAGGGGGAAUCUAAACAUAUCAAACCACAUGAGUCUUUCAAUUAUGAGGAAAGAGAUUUAGGUAACACUUUCUUUUACUUUUCCUAAAUGAUGCCUGCACAGAAAAGGUAGUCAUAUACAGUACGGGUCAAAAAAUUUGGACACACCUGCUCAUUCAAGGGUUUUUCUUUAUUUUUACUAUUUUCUACAUUGUAGAAUAAUAGCAAAGACAUCAAAACUUUGAAAUAACACAUGGAAUCAUGAAA